UUCUGACUUACGUCAGUGUGGGUGUCUCAGUCUCGGCAGCCAUUAUUCUACGUAUAAUAUUAUAUUUUUUUGUGUUUUGUGGUGUACUUCAUUUCAAACAAAGAAAAUAACUAUUUAACUUACUUUCUGCUAAUAACAUUUUCGUUACAUUAAAUUUAUAGUACAAAAUGAAUCCAGAAUACGACUACUUGUUUAAACUACUCUUGAUUGGAGACUCAGGUGUCGGCAAGUCCUGUCUGUUGCUUCGAUUUGCUGAUGAUACGUAUACAGAGAGCUACAUCAGUACUAUUGGUGUGGACUUUAAAAUUAGGACUUUAGAUUUAGAUGGAAAGACAAUAAAGUUACAAAUAUGGGACACGGCAGGACAAGAGAGAUUCAGAACAAUCACAUCGUCCUACUACAGAGGGGCACAUGGAAUCAUUAUUGUAUAUGACUGUACAGAUCAGGAUUCCUUCAGCAAUGUGAAACAGUGGUUGGAGGAGAUUGACCGUUAUGCCUGUGACAGUGUCAACAAGCUACUGGUCGGCAACAAAUGUGACCUCACUACCAAGAAAGCGGUUGAUUAUACCACUGCUAAGCAAUAUGCAGAGCAGUUGGGUAUCCCGUUCCUGGAGACAUCGGCCAAGAACUCAACGAAUGUUGAACAAGCGUUCAUGACUAUGGCCGCUGAGAUAAAGGCUCGUGUUGGCCCGCCUUCAGCCGGCGCGCCCGCCGCCGCCGCUGUCAAGAUAGAUCAAGGACGUCCCAUCGACACUAACAGGACCUCCUGUUGCUGAACAAUAAUCAUGCUGGGGGCGGUAGCACCAGCAGUUAUGCAAUUACCACAAAAAAAAUUUGAUCGCAUCCCUAUUAUAAAUAAAAAUUAUAUAUAUAGUGCCCGAGCUCGAUCGCUCAUAAUGUUAUAAGCUGACUCCUUUUAAGUUGCUAUUGUCCAAUAUUAGUUAAAAGGAAAGUGGUGGAAUGGAUGUAUGUUUAUACAUGUUUAUAUAUAAUGAAUAUCGUAGGUUAACUUCGUGCUGUAUUCCAGGAGAUGUUAUAACUAAGAGCAACUAAAUACGUUAGUGUUGUACGGUCUGUCAUAACGGAGGGAGCUUUUAACAAAAUGGUGAAGCUCCAACGGUACACAACUUAUGCAAUAAUAUGAUAUCCUGUAAUCGUUUGGGCCUUCAUCAUGAUGUUAAUUGUGUAAAAAAAACUUGUUAUGCAAAUUGUAGUAUCGAAAUCCAUUUCCGGUUUUCUAAUAAAAAUAAUUUGCUCUUUUUAUGUUGCAUUUUACUUAAAUGUCACCGAGGUACUAAUUUCAUUAUUUUUUUUAAUUGUCUGCACUGGGUGUUAAAUCGUAUUUAAUAUUUAUGUAUAGUACUGGGGUUGUGCUGUGUUCAAAAAUUUUGUGUUAGUCAUACUCACUUGAAUUUCAGUAGGAAUUUUUAACACAAAAUUGUAGAUAAAGCAUAUUGGCCUUAGUGAAAUUAGACAGAUUUAUAGAUAACAUACAUAGCCAUCGAUUACAAUGGAAACAUAGUAUUAAAUAAAAGACAUUCAUAUACCAACAUCACCAUCGUAUGUGAUAGUGUUGCCUAACGUUUUAAAUACAAUUGUACAAUAAGUAGUGAUGGAAAAAUUUUAACCGAGUUGAAGCCACAUUGAGUGUGUUAAACAUGAGUGAAUUUUAAAACGCACACUCAUUGUAUUGUAACUUAUUACACAUUAAUAAAUAAUGUUAUUUUAUAAAAAAAAAAAAAACAAAUAUUAAGUAAUAUUAAAUAAUUGCAUUUGUUAUUUAAAAUGUUAGGCAGAAGAUGUUCCGAUCGUUUACAACUAACUCGUGUCGUUAUUUUUGUACUAUUGUGAUGAGUUAACUUAUAAAUCCGCUGACCCACUGUAAUUCUGUAUUGAGGGUUUCUUAGAAAUUAAAACAGUAUGCUAUUUAA
Molecule: messenger RNA, 1931 nt
Organism: Danaus plexippus (monarch butterfly)
Lineage: Eukaryota; Metazoa; Arthropoda; Insecta; Lepidoptera; Nymphalidae
Gene: Rab1
Product: ras-related protein Rab-1A
Exons: 5
Coding region: 168-776 (202 amino acids)
Molecular function (GO): GTP binding; GTPase activity
Source: RefSeq, a predicted model, not a curated record